CUGCUAAUUAAUUAUUUCAUUUUUAAAAUUAUUUAUUGAAAGUUCACAACGCGACAGUUGAUGUUGGCGAGAUAGCUUUAAAAAACAGUUUGUUUAUUUUUUUUGUAGUAAUCACCGUUGAAUCAAUCGGAUUACCAUGGGAAAUAAAGAAUCUACAGAUCUACCUCAACCCCCUCUAACAGAGCACGUCGCCAGCAAUGACCCACAAUUACAGAUGUACAACAAUUUUGGUUUUGUUGAAGACGGUGGUAAGUGUGAUAAACAUGAUCGAAGUGUUUUUGUGAUCGAUGGAUAUAACAAUAAUGAUAGCAUCAAAAAGACUAAACCUGAUGACUUUGCUAACCAAAGUAUCAAAGAUAAACACGUACCAUCUGGUCCUGAUGAAGCACCUCCAGCACCACAACCACCAGGAAUUAUUCAAGUGACUGCUGACUCUGAAACAAAAGCAGCUAACAUACUGGAGUUGAUCAGAAGAUCGUUUCGUCGUAAAAGGCGAUUAAGUCUUGGUGAUACACCAUAUGGGCUUACUCAGGCUGCAACAGAAUCUACAGAAGAAACAGAUGAUCAAGAUAAGUUUUUACUGGGAAGGGCAGAAGCUAGGGAUGCCAGUAUUCAGCAUUUAGUUCGAGCUAAUAAUCUUAGACGUAGUAUCAGAAUUACCCAAGUAGCACCUUCUAAUAGUAGCAUACGCGAAGAUGGCGAAGAAAAAUGGAAAAUGCCCAUCAACGACUUCAGUUCCAAAAGACAAGGACCUAAUUACAAACAACACUCCAAACGAAUGAGAUCGUACUAUAAGGCUCAGGAUGAACUGAUUACGUCAUUUGAAGAGAUACAGUUGCAGAUUGAAGACGCUAUGGAUAACAGUGAAGAUGUAAUCAGACUGAGGAAACAAGCCAGUUGUUACGCAAAGAUGACCUUCGCUCUUAAUUUGUUGUUAUUAAUAGCUAAGACAGUAGCUAGUGUGAUGUCCGGUUCUAUAGCCAUUAUAUCCAGUUUAGUUGAUAGUGCUGUAGAUUUAGUAUCUGGUAUUGUUCUUUGGUGGACGAAUCAUGCUGUGAAAAAACGAAAUAUUUAUGCUUAUCCACAAGGAAGAACGAAGUUAGAACCCAUUGCUAUAGUGAUAAUAUCUGUUGUCAUGGCACUAGCUUCUUUACAACUGAUACGUGAAUCAAUUGAGAGAAUAGCUGCCUUGACAGGUGUAACGUAUGAUUUACCAAAUAUGGAAAUACCCACAAUGAUUAUAGCCGGUUCAACAGUUGUUAUAAAAUUUAUUAUGUGGUUGAUGUGUAGAAGAAUUCAAAGUCCGUCUGUUCAGGCCUUAGCUCAAGAUCACCGAAAUGAUGUUCUUUCUAAUACAGUUGCUAUUAUUUGCGGCUACCUCGGUUCUAUGGAGAUGUUUGAGAAGACACAUAUAACAGAGUUCUCAUUUGUUGAUCCCGGUGGUGCCAUAUUAAUUAGUAUGUAUAUAGUUUUCAACUGGUGGAAAACGGGAAAAGAUCAAAUCAAGUUAUUAACAGGACAUUCAGCCCAGCCAGAUUUUCUCAGUAAAUUAACUUGGAUUAGUGUGAACCACCAUCCACGUAUUCUAAAUAUAGACACGGUUAGAGCUUUUCAUUUCGGAAAUAAUUUCCUGGUGGAAGUGGACAUUGUCUUGCCUGAACAAAUGAAGCUAAAGGAAGCUCAUGAUAUUGGUGAAUCGUUACAACAGAAACUUGAAACAUUACCAGAUGUGGAGAGAGCCUUUGUUCAUUUAGAUUACGAAUUCAAUCAUAGUCCUUCUUCAGAACACAAAGUAGUGUAGUGCCGUCCAGUUCUUUGGGGCAUAAUAUAUUGUAGAAGUCUGGUCUUAGGAUGCAUCUACUUCACAAUAUAAUCAUACUACUCGCAGUGUUUCACAGGAAAGAAAAUCAAGAAUUGAGCGAAAGACGCAAUAUUAUUAUUAUAUGAACUUCGAUAUACAAUAAAUGUCACCUGUUAAUUGGCUACCUGUCUUGGCAUAACCAUGGUUAGUAACUUGUGGCCUAAAAAACAUUUCAAACUGAUCUAUGACGUUUUAUUUGACGCGAGAGGAUUGUAUCGCCGACACACGUAUCGAAUCAGAUCCGCAAUACAGACACACCCACCGAUAAGAUUUACCCGUGUUACGUGGGUAGUCAUGACAUGUUACGGACCAUGGUUAUGCGACGAUGUAAUCUACAAUUCCAGCCGAUAUGUAAGGUCGAAAAUGACUUAUCCUUAGGUGGGGAAACUGUGAAGUCCGGCGGAUCAUAUUCGACAAACCUCGAUAAGAAUAUCGAUUUAUCAAUUAGUGGUUUACACUUGCGUGUUGGCUGUUAAUAAUCAUCAUUACUUGAGCGACGAUAUUUAUUUCAAUAGUUUACGAUGAGCUAUCAAACUCUAGAUUUGUCCCACCUAUAGGAUUAUAAAUAGCAGAAAAAUAAUAUGGGUGUACACUGUACAUCAGCAGUCUAUGAUAUCUUGCAAAGAAGGGGGAAGGCAAAUUAGCGCAGGUGCAAUAAAUAAUUUCAACUGUAUUAAAUACUAAUAUGAAUUAUGGUGUCAAAAUAGCAGAACCAUUGGAGAUUACGUUAUCUAUAUCAACGCACAAGAUGUAUGCAUUUUAAAUUUGAACAAUUGAUUAAAUGUAUGAAAAUAACAUUUGUAUAUCUUAAUAUACAAAUGUUAAAAUGCAAUGAUUGUUUUCCAUAUAAUUGUGACCUGUGUAUUUCCAUAACUAAAUGCCAUUAAUACAGUUUAACAGUAUUGAGAUUGGGAUUAAUUAUAGCUAAUGAAUAUGUAUUAUACUAUCUAAGUAAUCUAGUCUUUAAUUUGACAAAUUUAAUUUCGUUUCGGGUCUUAUCCGACUUUUACACUCAAUGUAGUAUAAUAUCAGAAAUAACCGAAACGAAAUUGGAAUUUUAUUCAGUUUGUUAAUUGGGAUCUUUUAUAGUUGAGUGGGCCGACGUCAUGACAUCAAAACGGCCUAUAUAUUUAUUUAAUAUCUAGAUUACAGGGCUAUUAAGUGGUAAUAACAUGCUUACUUUGUGUUGAAUUUUGAUCGAAUAAAUAAAUGUAAAUAGAAAAAAUAUAACCACAUUCUAUCGUGAAAAUAUUAUUGGAUGAUCACCUGAAAAUUAUUACAUAUUUCAUGAAAUAUAUAUGAAUUGUUUUUAUGAUUAUUUGUUAUAAAUGUUUAUAUUAUGUUAAACGGUGUAAAGUUAAAGUAAUAAAAUAAUUAUACAAAAGUA
Patella vulgata (common limpet) is the source of this 3248-nucleotide messenger RNA. RefSeq lists its product as uncharacterized. Lineage: Eukaryota; Metazoa; Mollusca; Gastropoda; Patellidae. Gene Ontology annotation, cellular component: membrane. The record is from RefSeq and is a predicted model, not a curated record. Gene Ontology annotation, biological process: monoatomic cation transport; transmembrane transport. The transcript is spliced from 11 exons. Gene Ontology annotation, molecular function: monoatomic cation transmembrane transporter activity. Bases 137 to 1801 code for a protein of 554 amino acids.